AUGCCUGCCAUAGAGUAUGCUGAGAACCCAGGAGUACCAGCCCUUGUGCUCUAUGUAGAGGAGGCUGUAAACAGCAUUGCUACAGGGGGUGUCUUAUUUUUUAAAUUAAGCAAUCUUCAUUUGGACCUUUGGAGCCGGUCCCUUGGGGUGCGAUUGACAGCCCCAGCAUUGCGAGUGGUGGUGGUGAAGCGGAGCAUUCCUUUUCGGGAGGAGGAGGCAGGCGCCCGGAACCAGCGGCUGCUGCAGCCCCGACAAAGUGCUGCUCGCCACGAGGCACCCCCAGGGGCGAGCAGCAGCCUUGCCUCAGUCUGGCCCGGCAGCAGCAGCAACAGUAGCGGGAGGACGAGGACGGCGCUGCUGUUGGGUCCCACUGCCUCGGGGCGAGCGGCGCUGCUGCACGCUUUGUCGGGGCUGCAGCAGCCGCUGGUGGCUUCUAUCCAUCCAGAAUGCAGAAUAUUCCAACAGCUUAUGAGAGAUGAGAGUCGGUGCUUGGGGGGAAAUGAAACUCUCUUACCAGAUUUUAAAGGAUGUGCAGGCGUUUGGGAUGGACUAAGUUGCUGGCCCAAAGCUACUUUUGGAGAGACGGUGACGCUCGCCUGCCCAGGAUUUUUUGAAGAAAUCACCAGCAUACAUGGGUUCCUGCAGAGAAAUUGCACUCCAGGCCUUUACUGGUCAGAGCCAUUCCCCCCAUAUCCAGUUGCCUGCGGGUUGGAAGAGAGUUUAACAAAAGGGCCAGAAGAUCAGAAAUCAUACUAUUCAACAUUCUGGCACAUCUACACCGCGGGCUAUGCAACUUCCCUGGCUUCGCUCAUUACAGCUCUGCUCAUCUUCACCUUCUUCCGGAAAUUCCACUGCACACGGAAUUAUAUCCACAUGCAUCUGUUUGUCUCCUUCGUCCUGAGGGCAGCUGCCGUUUUCACAAAAGACACCAUUUUGUUCUCCGAUGACAGCAUGGACCACUGCCUGAUGUCAUCGGUGGCAUGCAAGUCUGCAGUGGCUUUCUUCCAGUUCAGCAUCCUAGCCAACUUCUUCUGGUUGCUGGUCGAGGGCAUGUAUCUGCAAACCCUACUGAUGCUGACCUUUGUGUCGGACAAACAGUAUGCAUGGAGUUUCAUCCUGAUUGGCUGGGGAGCACCAGUGAUCAUAACAUUGAUAUGGAUCUUGAGCAGGAUUUACAGACAGAAUACUGGAUGCUGGGAUGAUGACGAGGAGAGCUCGGCAGUCCUGUGGAUCAUCAAAGGACCCAUCCUAUUAACUGUCAUAAUGAACUUUGCUAUCUUUCUCAACGUCAUCCGGAUUUUGGUGCAGAAAUUAAAAUCUUCAAAGACUGGAGGAAGGCAUGCAAGGCAUUUUGUGAGACUAGCAAAAUCGACGUUGCUGCUCAUCCCUCUCUUUGGGGCUCACUACAUCAUCUUUGCCUUCUUUCCAGAGAGCAUUGGGAUGGUCGCCAGGCUGUACAUUGAGCUAGGCUUGGGUUCCUUUCAGGGCUUUGUUGUCGCUCUCCUGUACUGCUUCUUAAACGGAGAAGUCCAGGCUGAGUUCAAGAAAUGCCUCCGGAAGUGGCACUACCGACAUUACCUCAGCUUUGCCCGGGUGCAUCGGAGUCUCUCCAGAGAUAACAGCCCUGUGAAUUAUGUCACACAGUUAUCUAUGCUGGACAGAAUCAGUCCCAAGAGGGGCGCCUGUCAGAAUGGCCUGUCCUCUGUCUGAAGAUGUUCCUCGCUUUCAUGACUACCAGGGUUUGGGGGAGGUACCCAGCCCUCUUGUUCCA
This is a messenger RNA of Zootoca vivipara (common lizard), 1771 nucleotides long. The record is from RefSeq and is a predicted model, not a curated record. Lineage: Eukaryota; Metazoa; Chordata; Lepidosauria; Squamata; Lacertidae.